AUGCCGACCCAGGGGUCCUAUCAGUCUCAUGAGGUCCAUACCUCGGCUCCACAUGCCUCGGCAGCGGCACCUCCAAUAAUCCUUUCGGCUCAACAUACUGUUGGUCGUCCUACAGACUUGGCCACUAUUGGCUCGCAUCGUCACCCUUUUACUCCUUCCAUUAUGCAAAUCCCUUUAAUGGAUAACUGGAAAUCCUUGCCCAUUGAUAAGUAUGAUGGUACAACAGAUCCUGAUGAACAUUUGGAUGUUUUUUUGAUGCAGGUGACAUUGAGUACAACAGAUGAUGCUGCCUUGUGUCGAAUUUUUCCGACGUCUCUCAAAGGCAGGGCCCUGAGUUGGUUUACUCGACUCCCUUCUAACUCCAUUGAUUCGUUCAACACAUUGUCUUCCCAGUUCGUAAUUCAGUUUGCAACGAGCCGACCUCAUAGCUUGACGUCUCUAUCCCUGGUCAAUCUUCGGCAAGACAAAAAAGAGUCCCUUCGGACAUUUAUGGAUCGGUUCAACAAGACUGCUUUGGAAAUCCGCGAUCUCAAUCUGGCUGUUGCACUGCAUCACCUGACAACAGCUUUAAAGCCUGGGCCGUUUGUUAAUAGCAUCUGUAAAAAGCCUCAUUCGGACAUGAAUGAUUUACGAAGGCGGGCCGAUAAGUAUAUGCAAAUGGAAGAAUUGGCUGAAUAUCGCAAUCAAGCCCGAGCCGAACCAUCAAGCAAGCCAGAGAAGCAAACAGAGCAACCAUACAAGGGGCGAGGCAAGGAGAUAACCCUUCGGGACCGACCCGUGCGAGGAUCGAAGUAUACACACUAUACCCCUCUCAACGCAAGUCGAUCCGCGGUGCUUGAACAGGCGCUGGCGACGGAAAUACUGGCUGUCCCGAAAAGGGCUUCCACUCCUCCACGCGCUGAUACCAGUAAAUCUUGUCGGUAUCACCGUAAUCGGGGACAUUCGACUGAGGAGUGCGCAACCCUUAGAGACAAAAUUGAGGAGUUAGUCAAGCAAGGCCGGCUUCAUAAUUUUGUUGAUCGGCUUGGCUCGUCUCGGUCCCGUCAAUAUCAAUCGAGACGUGAUCAGCCUAGGCAAGACCGUUCGGAUAGAUCUCGUCGCGAGCGAAGCCGGUCACGAGAGAGAAAAGAUGAACCUACAGUUUCACAUAGGUGA
This is a messenger RNA of Cajanus cajan (pigeon pea), 1155 nucleotides long. RefSeq lists its product as uncharacterized. The record is from RefSeq and is a predicted model, not a curated record. Lineage: Eukaryota; Viridiplantae; Streptophyta; Magnoliopsida; Fabales; Fabaceae.